This is a messenger RNA of Endocarpon pusillum Z07020, 1539 nucleotides long. Its product is annotated as V-type proton ATPase subunit B. Gene Ontology annotation, molecular function: proton-transporting ATPase activity, rotational mechanism; ATP binding. Gene Ontology annotation, cellular component: proton-transporting V-type ATPase, V1 domain. Gene Ontology annotation, biological process: ATP metabolic process; proton transmembrane transport. The record is from RefSeq and is a predicted model, not a curated record. NCBI's taxonomy places the organism in Eukaryota, Fungi, Ascomycota, Eurotiomycetes, Verrucariales, Verrucariaceae. The coding region runs from base 1 to 1539 and encodes 512 amino acids. The transcript has 6 exons.
AUGGCACCCGAAAUGGAGGAUCCGCGAAUGACCUCCAUCAAGCCGAGGAUCAAAUAUAAUACAAUUGGAGGUGUCAAUGGACCGCUGGUCAUUCUCGACAAUGUCAAAUUCCCACGUUAUAACGAGAUCGUGUCUAUAACUCUCCCCGAUGGGUCUGAAAGGUCUGGCCAGGUGUUGGAAGCAAGAGGUAAUCGAGCUGUUGUACAGGUGUUCGAGGGAACGACGGGCAUUGACGUGAAGAAGACGAAAGUCGAAUUUACCGGGCACAGUCUGAAGCUGGGAGUUUCAGAAGACAUGCUUGGUCGAAUAUUCGACGGUUCAGGCAGAGCCAUCGACAAGGGGCCAAAAGUGCUAGCCGAGGACUAUCUCGACAUCAACGGCAGUCCUAUCAAUCCUUAUUCUCGAGUGUACCCCGAGGAAAUGAUAGCGACUGGAAUCUCUGCCAUAGACACCAUGAACUCCAUCGCUCGUGGCCAAAAGAUUCCCAUCUUUUCUUCAGCUGGUCUGCCGCAUAACGAAAUCGCCGCGCAGAUAUGUCGUCAAGCUGGAUUAGUCAAUAAACCCACCAAAGAUGUCCACGACGGACACGAAGAUAACUUUAGCAUUGUCUUUGCUGCUAUGGGUGUCAAUAUGGAGACAUCGCGUUUCUUCACCCGAGACUUCGAAGAGAACGGAUCCAUGGAGCGAGUCACGCUAUUCCUCAACCUCGCCAAUGAUCCUACCAUCGAACGUAUUAUCACGCCUCGUCUUGCUCUCACCACUGCAGAAUAUUAUGCAUAUCAACUCGAAAAGCACGUUCUCGUCAUUCUCACCGACCUGACAGCUUACUGUGACGCCCUACGUGAAGUGUCAGCUGCCCGCGAAGAGGUCCCAGGUCGUCGCGGCUACCCAGGUUACAUGUAUACUGAUUUGUCUACCAUCUAUGAAAGGGCAGGGCGUGUCCAGGGCCGAAACGGUUCUAUUACCCAGAUUCCCAUCUUGACGAUGCCCAACGAAGACAUCACCCAUCCCAUUCCCGAUCUGACGGGAUACAUCACGGAGGGUCAGAUAUUUGUCGACCGUCAAUUGUACAACAAGGGUGUCGUGCCUCCGAUCAACGUCCUGCCGUCGCUCUCCCGUCUCAUGAAGUCCGCCAUCGGCGAGAAGCUCACGCGAAAAGACCACGGAGAUGUCUCUAAUCAGCUAUACGCCAAGUACGCCAUCGGCAGAGACGCCGCCUCCAUGAAAGCCGUCGUGGGUGAAGAAGCACUCUCAUCCGAGGACAAGCUCGCUCUGGAGUUUAUGGAGAAGUUUGAAAAACAGUUCAUCUCGCAAAGCCCGUACGAGAGUCGAACCAUCUUUGACAGCCUGGACCUGGCAUGGAGCCUGCUUAGGAUCUUCCCCAAGGAGCUUCUCAAUCGGAUUCCCGCCAAGAUUCUGGAUGAGUUCUAUGCUAGAAAAGGUGGCAAGGGCAAGGGAAAGGAGGAUAGCGGCAGCAAGGACACCAGGGACAAUGAAUCCAAGGCUAACGGUGAGACUGAGAACCUCAUCGAUGCGUAG